CUGUAAUUAAUUACUUACGAAAUAAUAAUAAAAAUAAUAAUAAAAAGCUUUAAAGCUUUUUUAAUAAUAAAAAGCUUUCUCGAUACUCGUAGUCGUAGUCGUAUGAUUCGUAUCCGAUAAAUUUGAGAUUCCGAUUCCCCACUACUGCACCACUGCGAAGUAGGGAACUGUACACUACCAUGGAAUAAUAAUAUUAAUAAGAGACACCAUUUGGCAUUUGGUACUCCUGGAUCUGCAAACUAUAUAGCGCACUUCUGAGUUCUUGCAGCAAUCUUGCUGCUCGCUUUGUCUUCGGCUUGAUCAGCUCCGUUAAUCUCAAGUCUGGGAUGUUGGCAAUGGCACGGAUCAACGUAACGACGCUUUUGUCGAAUUCCUUGCCGUCCAACGGCGGUGCUGCGCGGUAUUUGCAUGCUUCUUCUCCUGCCUUCGCGUUCUUUCGACGGAAAAAAGUGCAAGAGGAACCCGAAGAAUCAGCUGCCACUGGGACUUUCAGGCCGGAACUGCAAGCAGACGUGCUGAAAAGCGGUUUUUUGGGCCAAUACGAAAAAGCUGCUUUGAAUAGCGUAAUUGAUAAAGGACUUGGGAAAACGAUUCUUCCAUACGAGCCUCCGGAGGAUGUCGAACGGCGAAUCAGUGGAAUAUUUUCGGAAACAUUUGGGCAGCCAUUAACAGCCGAAAUUGCCAGUGCUUCUUUUCCGAAUAGAUUGUCUAAAUUUAAGUUUUUAACGGCGUGCGAAGAAAUGUUUUCGCAUGCCAUUCCCAGUCCACAACUUCACGACAUCACAUCAGUGGAUAAAGCGGCGGAAUUCUAUCGCACACCAGUCACGGGAUUGAACGGCCUGACGCAAUUCCAACGCCGCACCGAUCUUCCUCCGAAUAUGCACGUUAGCUACAAUCCGAUACGCUUUGAUCCGGAUAACGACCCCUAUUACGGAGGUGUUACGGCGUUUCCCGGCCGAUCCUCGGUUAUUGUUGGAUUAAAGGCUAAGAAAAUGUACAAAGGCUUUCAGUUUCAAGCGGAUUGGCCAAAAUAUAUGGACACCUACAAAGUGUAUCGGCAUAUGCAUAAGCAUCCCUGGAGAAAUGACCAUAAGUUCGAACGCAUAUGGAGAUAAAAUAGACGCGAUGUCUACAUAAUGUGUAAAGGCUUUGAUAGCGCUGUGUUAAUUUUAGUGUUGUGUGCUUUUUACAAAGGGGUCAAUUGGUUUUGCCUACCUGCAACUGAAAUUAAAGAGUCGAAAAUAA
Messenger RNA from Paramacrobiotus metropolitanus, 1245 nucleotides. RefSeq lists its product as uncharacterized. The transcript is spliced from 3 exons. Bases 327 to 1115 code for a protein of 262 amino acids. NCBI's taxonomy places the organism in Eukaryota, Metazoa, Tardigrada, Eutardigrada, Parachela, Macrobiotidae. Gene Ontology annotation, cellular component: mitochondrion; mitochondrial large ribosomal subunit. The record is from RefSeq and is a predicted model, not a curated record.